Messenger RNA from Lingula anatina, 1083 nucleotides. RefSeq lists its product as uncharacterized. Gene Ontology annotation, molecular function: nickel cation binding. Lineage: Eukaryota; Metazoa; Brachiopoda; Lingulata; Lingulida; Lingulidae. The record is from RefSeq and is a predicted model, not a curated record.
GCCAUCUAGCGACAAAUUACUUUCGUGCUUACACAGGUGCUACAGGUGCUAGUUUACUUCGUUUUACACUCGAACCCAAUAAGUUCGUCCCUUUGAAGGGGAUCGGAUUUACUUUUGCCACAAUCAUUGCACAGUUCAGAACAUGGCAAUCGCUCAGACACAGUUGUUAACUCUUCUGCAAAUAUCAGACAGUGCAUUCCCAACUGGAGGCUUUUCUCACAGUCUUGGCUUAGAAGCAGCUGUCAAGUUCCAACUAGUUGAGGCAGGCAACCUGGAUGUAUUGGAGCAGUUUACAGCAGCAGUCCUUGAAAACACUGGUUCCUUCUCCCUCCCUUUUGUCACAGAAGCCUAUGAGAGCAGUGACAACUUCACAGAGCUUAAAAAACUGAAUGACACUUGUGAUGCCUGUACCUCCAACCAUGUGGCAAAGAGAGCCUCCACAAGACAGGGUCGAUCACUUCUCUCCACUAGUGCCAGGACUUUUAAAAAUGAACUUCUUCAACAUUUUCAAGAAUUUUCUGAGGCCCAGGAUGGCUUUCAGAUGCACCACCCUGUCAUGUUUGGACAUCUAUGUAGGAUUCUGGGAGUGGACUUGUCACAGUGUCAGACAGCGUUCGUGUUUGGAUCACUCCGGACACUGUUGGCCAGUGCUGUCAGACUGGACAUUGUUGGGGCAUUAGAGGCUCAAGCUUUACAGAAUAAGAUGCAAUCUUUCAUACCAGACAUAAUAUCAAAGUACAGAAGCAGAAAAGCAGAAGAGGCCUGCGUAUCUUUUCCCUUGCCAGAAGUGCUACAAAACUCCCAGGAUACUCUGUUCUCUAAGCUGUUUUACUCUUGAACUUCCCAUAGAAUUUUGAUAUAUAUUAUACAAGAAAUUGUGAACUAUGUUAUACAAAAUAUGAGGCCACGAUACAAAAGAUGGUGUCUUUUUCUCAUUUUAUGACUGGAAAAUGAGGUCAUUCCUGAUUUUAUGCAGUACAUUUAUAGUUAAUGUCAAAAAGGUAGUUAUUUUAAAGAAUUCUUUAGUAAUUUCAAACAAAGAUUUUGUACAAAAAAAGCAGAUCUAAGAAAAGAAACAGACUG